Molecule: messenger RNA, 966 nt
Organism: Odontomachus brunneus
Lineage: Eukaryota; Metazoa; Arthropoda; Insecta; Hymenoptera; Formicidae
Product: thioredoxin domain-containing protein 12-like
Exons: 2
Coding region: 210-707 (165 amino acids)
Cellular component (GO): endoplasmic reticulum
Source: RefSeq, a predicted model, not a curated record
UUUCGCUAAGAGAUGGCGACUUGUACGCUGUUUGAAAAUUAACCAACGUUCAUUCGUCACCAACAGAUGGCGACAGUGUAUCGCCUGGAAGCCGUGCGAAAUCUGUUCAACUAUUUCAAAUUGUGCGCAACUUAGUUUUUGUGUUGUGAUCGGAAGUUCUAAGGUAACGUCAAAUUAUGGGACGAUCUAGACGGUGAAGGUCUGUAAUCAUGCGUUUCUCGAGAUGCUUCGGCUCCUGGAAAUUCAGAACUCUGAUGUGUUACGUGUUCGGAAACGUAAUCGCGGCCAAUAACGACAUGAACCAGAGCUUCGAGCGUAUGUUUAAAUGGAGGAACUUGCAAGAAGGCUUCGACGAAGCUAAGAUUGUCAGGAAACCGAUAUUCCUUCUCAUCUACAAGACAGGCUGCCCUACUUGCGACAAGCUGAAGCCCAAAUUCACCAAGUCCAUUAGACUCCACGAUCUCAGCCAAUACUUCGUUAUGGUGAAGGCAAAGAAAGGUGAAAUGUCCCCGAUAUACGAGGCGAGAUUCCAGCCGGAUGGAAAUUACGUCCCUAGAAUUCUGUUCUUCACUCCGGACGGCGAGUUUAUGGAGGACAUUUAUAAUCGUCAUCUGCAAGCCGACAACAAGUGUAAAUACUUUUACAGUAACGCGACUCAAAUUAUAGACAGCAUGAUUUUGGCAUUGGAACGCUGUCCCAAAGAGUAGUUACAGUCUCCGAAAAAAGGAACUCUCAUAAAAUAAAACUUUGAAAUUAAAGCGUUGCACAUCAUGUUCAUGAACAAUACAUACACAGUAUUGUUUCUGUAAGUUAAAUGUAUUGCGAAUUAAGAUGAAGUAAAAAUUUAAAAAAGGAAUAAAUAGUGACAAAAGGUCAGCGCAUAAAUAAUGAUUUAAUAUGUAAUGGAAAUCGCGCGGUGUUAACUUUCUCUCUCUCUCUAACACGAGAGGUUCGAGUUUUAUGAAU